AAUGUGGAAACCCAGGAGAAAGAGGAGCAGAAUUUAGGAAAAGCCAUAAAACUAGUGAAGGGUAAAGUAGGCAAACCUAAAGUGAAGAAGAUGAACCUGGAGGAGACCAUGCCUUCACCGUUUGGCCGCAGGGUGGACCCUCCGACCCAGCCGAUCAAAUCUGAUGCAGCCAAGAAACUGACCAAAAAAAAGAAGAGUGACUCGGACCCUGCAGUGAAGCUGGAGUUUGAUGAUGAUGGAGACGGACCAGCUGGAGACAACGCUGUACCCAAAGCCAAAGCUCCGCGAGCAAAGAAAGAGAAGAAAGAGCCUGGAGCUCCCCGAGUGAGAAAACCUGCUGCACCCAAAGCUGCCUCAGCUAAGAAGGUGAAGAAGAGAAACCCCUGGUCUGAUGACGAGUCCAAAUCUGACAGUGACCUGGAGGAGAACGAGCCCGUCAUUCCCAGAGAAACCAAGUCUCAGAGGGCUUCAGCCUCCAAGCCCAAAUACACAUUUGACUUCUCAGAGGAGGAAGAGGAGGAGGAGGCAGAUGAAGAUGAGGAGGAGAAUGGUGACAACGAAGCGGCCUCGUCUCCCGUGAGGUCGGUCAAAAAUGACUUCUCAGACACCAAGGAGCAGCUCAGUGACCCAAACGAUGAAGAGGAGAACAGUGAGGACUCUCCACAGAAGAAGAGCACGUCGGCGCCUGCAGCUAAGAAGAAACUGAGCAGCAGCGUGUUCUCCUCCAAGUUCUCUGAGAAGAGCAACGACAGCGAUGGGUCCAAGUCCGACAGCGACGAUGGUGGUCCGGUGUUCUCCACCUACUCCAGCAGCUCAGCGUUUGACAAACUGACCGCAGCAAAGAAAGCAGCUAAGAAGGCCUCUGAUGCAGCUCCCAGACCGAAGAAACCAGCAGCACCUAAAGCAAAGAAACCAGAUAAAUCCAUCUGGGAUUCUGAGUCCGACACAGAGUCCAAGAAAACAGCACCAGCCCUCAAAGAUAAAGGUCGGGGGAGAAAGAGGAAGGGCUCUGGAUCUGAAGACGAGUACAGUCCCAUGAAGAAAGCUGUGAAACCUGUUGGCAGAAAACCUCAGAAACCUCCAUCUGAUGACGAUGAUGAUGAGGAGGAGGAGGAGGAGGAGGAGGACAACCAGGGCUCUGUCAGAGCUCCGUCCAGGGAGCGGCCGGGCCGAGCCAGGAAGCAGGUCAAGUACUUCCACGAGUCGGAUAACGAGGAGGAGGAGGAGGACGACGACAUGUUUGAUUAAAGUCCUCUCUGCUUGUUUGGAAGUUCUCCUGUGUUCCACUCAAUUUUCUACUUCUGUUUUAUUUGAACCUUUCAUUAAUGGUGGUGUUUAAUGUAUUUUUUUAACGUGUAGUUGUUUUACACUUUUUAUUAAUAUACAUAUACAGGCCUGUUUUUUUAUGCUCAUUGAACCGUUGUGUAUUUGUCUGAAGCAGCUUGUAGAAGUUUAGAGCGCUGUUCUUUAGCACAUUUUAACUGUUAAGAUGCUGAUGUGACUUUUUAAACAUGAAGUUGAAGUAAAGAAUGAAAUGUUGACA
This is a messenger RNA of Austrofundulus limnaeus, 1543 nucleotides long. RefSeq names its product DNA topoisomerase 2-beta. NCBI's taxonomy places the organism in Eukaryota, Metazoa, Chordata, Actinopteri, Cyprinodontiformes, Rivulidae. Gene Ontology annotation, biological process: DNA topological change; resolution of meiotic recombination intermediates; sister chromatid segregation. Gene Ontology annotation, molecular function: DNA topoisomerase type II (double strand cut, ATP-hydrolyzing) activity; DNA binding; ATP binding. The record is from RefSeq and is a predicted model, not a curated record. Gene Ontology annotation, cellular component: nucleus.